GUUUAAAAUGCAUUCUGUGGGUAUACACUCUGCCAUGGCUAUCAAGCGGCAGCGAAAACGUCGCGAUGAGCAGAAAAGAGCCAAGGAGAGACGGUAUAGCACUCAAAGUUCUGAAAGCGGUGAAACAUUCCAUUCGCCAAGUGGAUCUGUCCGCCGUAAAUAUCAUCAUCCACAUCAUGCUGUCAAACCUGGACCAGGAAUGUUGGACAGCCAGGUCGUAACCAGCAUCGGAAUGCUGCACAUUGGCAUUGUUUUUAUUGUCUUUGGCGUAUUUCUUUGUGGAGCUGGAAUUAUACCAGAUGAAGCUAUGUCCUGGAAUGUAUUUAGCUCGAGCUCUGCUUGGUGGAACGAGGUAACAUGCACUGGCCUUUUUUCCUUCGGACUAGGCCUAUUUUUACUUAUUCUAAACUGCCUUAUAAGCCGCAAAGAAGAGGAGGACCUUGAAGACUAUGUGCAACGGCAGCUUACAAGAUCACGCUCUGGUCACCGACUUGAACGAGAUGUAGAGACAGGCGUAUUAACCACGCGUCACGCACGAAAAGCUGUUGCAUUGCAGAAGAACGGACGGAAUGGCUUACCCGCGCCAACGGAUGUAGCUGUUGUCCAUUGUAGCUCAUCGGAGAAUAUUUCAAAUGGUCAGAUUGUCGGGCGUAAUGGUCUAAAUAAUUCUGGGGAUAUAUUACUCGAAAAAAUUGUGGAGGAGGAUACACCAUAUUUGAAUGAUCAUAGUACAGCUAUUUCGCCAAUAGAAAUCGAAAAUGAUACAAAACAACUUUUAAGAAGGGAAUCAAUAACAGAUGCAAUCAAUAUAACGCGCAUAUAAAAUGUUUAGAUACUUAUAAAAACAAAAAAA
This is a messenger RNA of Drosophila arizonae, 853 nucleotides long. RefSeq lists its product as uncharacterized. The record is from RefSeq and is a predicted model, not a curated record. NCBI's taxonomy places the organism in Eukaryota, Metazoa, Arthropoda, Insecta, Diptera, Drosophilidae.